AUGGAUACUGGUGUGAUGCUCAUGUACCCGGGCGCCCUCCUGCCGCAGAAUUACGAUCCGACCACGCGCUCUUGGUAUCUGCGGGCCUUACAAUUUGCCGGACGUCUGGUCUUCACUGGGCCUUACCUGGACGACGGUGGGGCCGGUUCCAUCCUCACCCUUUCCUAUGCCAUCUUUGAGGGAAAGUAUGUCCUCACCCCUGCUCACCCCGGCCCACUGGCCAUACCUUUUAAAUUGUCUUGA
Dibothriocephalus latus is the source of this 243-nucleotide messenger RNA. Lineage: Eukaryota; Metazoa; Platyhelminthes; Cestoda; Diphyllobothriidea; Diphyllobothriidae. The record is from the annotation of a GenBank genome assembly.